Molecule: messenger RNA, 1239 nt
Organism: Schistocerca gregaria
Lineage: Eukaryota; Metazoa; Arthropoda; Insecta; Orthoptera; Acrididae
Biological process (GO): mitochondrial seryl-tRNA aminoacylation
Cellular component (GO): mitochondrion
Molecular function (GO): ATP binding; serine-tRNA ligase activity; tRNA binding
Source: RefSeq, a predicted model, not a curated record
AUGCGCUGGUCCGUCGCCGCUCGCGGGUCCGAUGCGGACGUCGGCCUCGUUCUAUCUCUUUACAGAGAGAGUUUGGCUCUGAAGAGCGAGCUGGAUGGCCUGCUUCACGCGAGGAGCGAGCUGGCUCGAUCAAGCCGAUCGGUCGACGAAGAAGGAAGAAAAAAAAAAACUCAGUCCAUUGAAACGAAAUCUCGAUUGAACGAGCUGCGAGAGAGGCUGUACUUCGAGGCCUCCAAGCUGCCCAACUGGGUGCAUCCGGAGAUCCCGAAGCGAGGAGAGCCCCCGAGAAUCGUCCGAGAGUUCGGCGCGCGUCCCGUGUUUGAAGGCUUCGAACCCCUGACUCACUUGGAACUGGCGACAGAGAAAAACUGCAUUUUUUUCUCUCAUCUUUGCGGAGGCAGCAAAUUUUAUUAUGGAAAGGGAGACGUGGCGUUGCUGGAACUCGCACUCAUCAACUGGGCUACGACAUUCGUCUCGUCUAAGUACGGUUUCGCACCCUUCACGACGCCGGAUCUGAUCUCCCACUCUUACGUGGAGGCGUGCGGGUUUCAGCCCAGGACCGAAGCGACUCAAGUCUAUGCGGUUCAGGACUCCGAGCUGUGCCUCGUCGGAACUCAAGAGAUCCCUCUUGCCUCCUUCUACAGCAACCAGAUCCUGCCGAAGAGCUCUCUGCCGAUCAAGAUGGUCGGGUUCGGCCACUGCUUCAGAAAGGAAACGGGGUCCACCAGCGAGGCCCGCGGCCUGUAUAGACUCCAUCAGUUCUCCAAGGUGGAAAUGUUCGUCCUCUGUAGGCCGGAGAAAGCGAAAAAAACGCACCAGGAACUCCUGGACAUCCAGUGCGAGCUCCUGCAAGAGCUGGGACUCCACUUCAGAGCCAUCGACAUGCCGUCGGAUGACCUGGGCGCGCCGGCCUACAGAAAGUACGACAUAGAGACGUGGAUGCCCUACAGAGACGGAUAUGGAGAGGUGACCAGCUGUUCCAACUGUCUGGAUUACCAGUCCCGCCGCUUGAACAUUAGGUGCAGGCGAGAGGAGGGGACGUCUCCCGAGUUCGUCCACACACUGAACGCGACGGCGGUCGCAGUUCCGCGCGUAAUUCUGUCGAUUUUGGAGAAUUUCCAGUUGGCCGAUGGGACGGUCAGGGUUCCAGAGCCCCUCGUCCCGUUCAUGGCCAACAAGACGCAUUUGUUCAGCCAACGAAACAGUUCUGCACAUACGCCUCUUUAUUUUACACAGUAA